AUGACAUUGACAUUGACGUUUAUGCACACAUUAAUUUGGUACGGUUUUGUAUUUGUAUUUUUGUAAAUAUUUCUGAUUUAGAAAUGUAAAGGUGUACUUGUUCCAAGUUAUUCAAGGAGAAUGGAUCAGCCGCUUAAUCUGAAGCUCGCAUCUCUAUGCCUUAUUUCUCAGAGCAAGUUACAGAACAUCUUAUCCAAAUGUGGCGACAAGGUAGAUCUAAUCAUAGACCCAUCGCUUAUUAAGCCUUUGGAGAGGAUUUGUGGAGUGGCCUGGCUUAGACAACAUGGAGUUGAUAAAAUAUACAAAAUGGAUCCUCAGCUGGGUGCUACAGCCAACACAGUAAGGGUCUACUUCAUACCAGCCUGCAUACAAAAAUACAAAUGUGUGUUGGACCAGAUCUCAUCUCUACUCAGCCACAACCCCACACUAGCUGACGCUAAAUGCUUCAACAUAAUCAUUGUACCAAAAGUUGUUAAUUCUUAUGACUCAAUCCUAGAAAACAGAGGUCUUUAUGACAUUGUUAAAUUGUACACUUUUGCAUGGGAACUAAUGCUGUUGGACGAUCAACUUCUUAGCCUGGAAUUGCCUUUUCUAUACAAGCAGUUAUAUGUAGAGCAAAAUCAUUCAUUAUUAUCAAGUAUUUCUAUGUCUCUAUGGAGUUUAUUUCAUGUGACAGGUCGACCAAACUGUAUUCUGUCAUUAGGAAAAUUGUCUUCAAGAGUUUUGGAUAUACUGGAAGUUUAUAAUGAGAGUUACUCCAGAGAUUUUUUGAAUACAAAUUCUUCUCAAGAUAUAGGUUCCUUGGUUAUUAUUGAUAGAGAUCAAGAUUAUCCAUCAAGUUUGCUCACACCUGCCACAUACAGUGGAUUAUUGAGUGAAAUAUUUAACAUUACUUGUGGACAAUUAGAACUGAAUGUGAAAGAAACAAAACUAAAGAAAGGAAAGUUAAAUUUGGUAAGCUCAGAAGCGACGCCAACAAAAACUCCAUCUGUAAUGUUAGACAGUUCUAUAGAUAGUUUGUAUGCUGAGAUAAAACAUAGGCAUUUCUCUGAAGUACUGAGUGUGUUGAGUUCUAAAGCGAAACUACUCAAGAAUGAAGACAUAAAAGCAUUAGGAAUACAAGAGAUGAAGCAUUAUGUUGCAACAAAAUUGCAGCAAGUUACAUUGUUUAAGCAAAAUCUAGUCAACCAUGUCAUGGCAAGUGAGACAAUAUUGUCGGAAAUGAACAACAAGUUUGAGAACCUAACGUUCACAGAGAGUGAAAUGUUAAACAAUAGAAAUAAGAAAUCAAACUUUACAUACAUAGAUGAAAACUUUGGAACAGACAUUCAUAUGUAUAACAGCUUACGUUUAAUGUGUUUGUUAAGUUUGACACAGGGAUUAUCUUAUGAAGAGUACAAUUCUUUAGUGAGUAAAUAUUUGUUAGCGUUUGGUUAUAAAUUUUUGUAUGUUUUCAAUAACUUAGUCACAGCUGGAUUGCUGGUUCAACCGUCCAGUCCUAAACUGUCUUUGACAAAUUUGGGGAAUCUUAGUGAGAGGCUACCAAAGUGGCAGAAUGAAUUUCAGACUGUAGCCAACAAAUUGAAGCAACUACCCUCGAAAUCUGAGGACGGGAAGUCUCCAAGUUACGUGUUCAACAGUGGAUAUGUUCCAUUAGUGGCAGUACUGUGUAAUGCAUUGCUUACAUCUGAAUCUCUUUUGGAAGUCCUUACAAAACUAUCAGCAUUGAACGAACUUAAAGUUGGCGGUGCGGUUAUUGAGAAGUUAAAGGAAGGUUUGGAGACUUUGGAUGAAAGACUGUCCAAUCUAACUGUUAACAGUGUUUUAGAUUUUGGUUGUCGGAAUGCCAAAUCUCUGCUGAAAACAAUUAAAAGUGACAAUAAAGUGGGUGGGUUUUCUCUAAAACCAAGGACUAUUUUAGUGUUCAUGAUUGGUGGAGUGACAUAUGCGGAAGUAGCUGCUUGUGACGUCAUUCAAACUUUAACAGGCAGCAAGAUUAUUAUCGCCAGUGACUGUGUUGCGAGUGGCAGCGAUUUGAUGCUCGCCAAUACUUGAAAAUGUGUACAAAUGGAUAUUGGAAAAGGAAAUUGUUAUUAAAAUGUUUAAUAAUAUUAUAGCUAUGCAUAUUCUCUCUAAAAAUUAUUUAUACUGAGUAUAAAAUUUUAUUUAAUAAAAAAUUCGUAUUUUAAAACAUAA
This is a messenger RNA of Bicyclus anynana (squinting bush brown), 2196 nucleotides long. It is a transcript of the gene Vps33B, whose product is annotated as vacuolar protein sorting-associated protein 33B. Lineage: Eukaryota; Metazoa; Arthropoda; Insecta; Lepidoptera; Nymphalidae. The record is from RefSeq and is a predicted model, not a curated record. The transcript has 2 exons. Gene Ontology annotation, cellular component: lysosome; CORVET complex. Gene Ontology annotation, biological process: vesicle-mediated transport; intracellular protein transport. The coding region runs from base 121 to 2055 and encodes 644 amino acids.